Messenger RNA from Cajanus cajan (pigeon pea), 777 nucleotides. The record is from RefSeq and is a predicted model, not a curated record. NCBI's taxonomy places the organism in Eukaryota, Viridiplantae, Streptophyta, Magnoliopsida, Fabales, Fabaceae.
AUGCAGGAAGUUGAGGUGUUCUAUUAUUGGGGCAUAGAUUUUGUUGGACCACUGCCUUCUUCUCUCACAAAUGAAUACAUCCUUGUGGCAAUAGACUAUGUCUCAAAAUGGUUUGAAGCUAUUGCUACACCCAAGGCGGAUGUCAAAACAGUAGUGAAGUUCCUCAAGAAGCACAUUUUUAGAAAAUUUGGCACCCCUAGGGUACUUAUCAAUGAUGGAGGUUCACACUUCUGUAAUGCUCAGUUGGAGAGGGCUCUAGAACACUAUGGAAUCCAUCAUAAGGUUGCCAUCGCCUAUCACCCUCAAACCAAUGGUCAAGCCGAGGUUUCUAAUAGAGAGAUCAAGAGGAUUUUGGAGAAAACUGUGUCAUCUUCAAGGAAGGAUUGGUCUACAAAGCUUGAUGAAGCUUUAUGUACUGGUGAGAAGAGGAAGUUAGAGCUACAUGCUCUUGAUGAAUUGAGGCUACAAGCCUAUGAAUCAUCCAAGCUUUACAAGGAGAAAGUCAAGAGCUAUCAUGACAAGACGAUUCUCAAGAGGGAGUUCAGGGCAGGCCAGUCAGUACUACUUUUCAAUUCUAGGCUCAAACUCUUCCCUGGAAAACUAAGAUCUAAGUGGUCUGACCCUUUUAGAGUUAAGGAAGUGAAACCCUAUGGUGCAAUAGAAAUUGAAGAUCCUAAGGCACAAAGAAGUUGGGUUGUGAAUGGACAACGAUUGAAACCCUACUUGGGUGGAGAAGUCGAAAGACUCUGUUGUAUCCUUUCUUUUAGAGAUCCUUGA